CAUUCCCCUCACAUCACAAAUCAAGAAAACCCUACCCUAAACUUCUUUGUGUAUAAAUUCCCCCACAUAUCAGGUCAGGACCAGCAAGUUAAAAUCAACCGAGCCCAUAAAGAUCAGGGUGAAGUGGAAGAAAAAUGGCUUUCAAAGAAACACAGCAUCAGCAACAAGGAAAAGAGGAAGUUGAAGCCCAGGCUGUAAUUUGGGAGCACAUGUUUGGCAUGGCCAAAACCAUGGCCCUCAACUGUGCUGUCCGCCUUGGCCUCGCCGACAUCAUCCAUGCUCACGGCCGCCCCAUCACUCUCUUCCACCUCGCUUCCUUGCUCCCAAUUCAACCAGUGAACCCCGACCGCUUGCACCGCCUGAUGCGCUUCUUAGUGCACACCCACCUCUUCGCCAAAACCACAGGGCUCAAUGGAGAUGAAGAAACUUACUGGCUCACCCCCUCUUCCCAGCUCCUCCUCCGACAUGCGGAGAAGAGCAUGUCGGGUUUUGCUCGAGUUCAUGAGAUGACAGUGUCGCCAUGGCUAUCUUUGGGGCCGUGCUUAGAGGAGGGAGUUGCUUCGGCUUUCGAAAAGACGUAUGGGAUGAGUAGGUGGGAGUAUUCAGCUUCUCACCCUGAUGAGAAUAGGGCUUUCAAUGAAGCCAUGGCUUGCUUGGCGAGGCUGGUCAUGCCGGCCAUCGUGGGCGGGUGCGAACGGUUGUUGCAGGGAGCGAGGUCGGUGGUCGAUGUGGGAGGAGGCACCGGAACUGCUGUUGGGGCUUUGGCCAAAGCCUUCCCCAGUGUUAAGUUCACUCUCUAUGAUCUCCCUCAUGUGGUGGCCACUGUGGGUGAGCUCAAUGGUGUUGAUACAGUGGGUGGAGACAUGUUUUCUGCGAUACCUAAGGCUGAUGUAGUAUUUCUUAUGCGGAUCUUACAUGAUUGGGGUGAUAAAGAAUGCUUGGAAAUAUUGAAACAAAUUAGAAAAGCUAUUCCUGAAGAAGGAAAGGUGAUUAUAGUGGAUGUGGUAUUGAAGGAAGAGGAAGAACAUGUGUUUAGGCAUGCAAGAAUGGGUUUAGAUAUGGUGAUGAUGGUACAAACUGGUGGGAAGGAGAGAGAUGAAGGGGAAUGGGCCAAGCUACUUCAUGAUGCAGGCUUUAAGAAAUAUGAAGUAGUGCCUAUCAUGGCUGUAUAUUCCAUCAUUGUAGCUUUUCCAUAACAUCUAACCUCUUUUGGUUUAAAAAUAAAGGGUGCAGUUUGUAUAAGG
Amborella trichopoda is the source of this 1244-nucleotide messenger RNA. Its product is annotated as (RS)-norcoclaurine 6-O-methyltransferase. Gene Ontology annotation, molecular function: O-methyltransferase activity; protein dimerization activity. The record is from RefSeq and is a predicted model, not a curated record. NCBI's taxonomy places the organism in Eukaryota, Viridiplantae, Streptophyta, Magnoliopsida, Amborellales, Amborellaceae.